This is a messenger RNA of Ostrinia nubilalis (European corn borer), 744 nucleotides long. Its product is annotated as 15-hydroxyprostaglandin dehydrogenase [NAD(+)]-like. Gene Ontology annotation, molecular function: oxidoreductase activity, acting on the CH-OH group of donors, NAD or NADP as acceptor. The transcript is spliced from 6 exons. Gene Ontology annotation, cellular component: cytoplasm. NCBI's taxonomy places the organism in Eukaryota, Metazoa, Arthropoda, Insecta, Lepidoptera, Crambidae. The record is from RefSeq and is a predicted model, not a curated record. Bases 1 to 744 code for a protein of 247 amino acids.
AUGAUAGGUGUAUUAAUUGACAAGAAACUGGCCAUAUUGGACAUCGAUGAACCCACAGGAAAAGCAACUGCGGAACGGCUGAACCGCACUUAUUUGGACAAAGUUUUGUUUGUAAAAUGUGACGUCAGCAAAGAAGAAGACAUAGAAGCCGCUUUCAAGGAGGUCGUGGAGAAGUUUGGAAACAUAGAUGUCCUGGUCAAUAAUGCAGGCGUUAUGAGCGACGCGCCUCACAUGUGGAGGAAAUCUUGUGAUAUCAACUGGCAAGGCACGGUCUCCUUCACCCUCAAAGCGCUGGCCCACAUGAGGAAGGACGAGGGAGGCAAAGGAGGAACCAUUAUUAACAUUGCGUCCGCAGCUUCUUUCGAGAAGGUCCACAUAAUUCCAAUCUACUGUGGCUCUAAGGCUGCUGUGCUCCACUUUACUCGCACUAUUGCUAACCAACCAGAUUUCGUCGAAAUAACUGGCAUCAGGAUCCUAGUGAUCGGCUUCGGGCCUACAGCAACGCCCUUGAUGGCAGACGUCAAGAACAAAGUGUACGAGGCAAAACUUGGCAAACCAUACGAGGGGGUGGAGGUUCCGUGUCAAAAGGUUGAAUCAGCAGUAAAUGCAUUUUUCAAGAUGUUCAAAGAAGGGGAAAACGGAAGCGUUUGGAUGUCAGUGAAAGAUAAACCUGUGAAGAACUUCACACCCUAUAUGGAAAAGUUUCUAGAGGAUUAUAUGCAAAUAUUGUAUAAUGACGAAUAA